AUGGCCAAGAAAAUCUUGAUGUCAGUAAAUAUGAGGUGCCAAAAAUGUCGAUCAGCAGCUCUCAAGAUCGGAGCCAAAACCACUGGAGUGACUUUUGUGGGAUUAGAAGGAGAAGAGAAAGACAAAGUGGUGGUGAUCGGAAAAGGAGUCGACGCCGCCGGUUUGGUUCUCCGGCUACGCAAGAAAGUCGGUUUUGCAGAUAUCGUUAGCGUCACUGAUGUUGACACUUCAUAG
Molecule: messenger RNA, 234 nt
Organism: Microthlaspi erraticum
Lineage: Eukaryota; Viridiplantae; Streptophyta; Magnoliopsida; Brassicales; Brassicaceae
Source: the annotation of a GenBank genome assembly